AAAGUUUGAACGAAGUUUCUACGUUAAGCGGUUCGAGCUGAAUUAAUAGCAGAAAUCUGUACGAAGAAUAAAAAGAAGAAGAAGUGGGAGAAAGAAUAAGAAGUUUAGGAAUAACAAUGCAGCGCAUUAAACCAUGGACUCCUGGAAUGACGUAGAAUCCAGUAGAAUCCCACGCAUUCACAAAAAGAAAUGCUAGUUCGUGACCAUGGUAACCAGUGCUAACAGGAAGGCUUCAUUUCAGUUUCAUGGUACAGUGUGUUUAUAGCGUAUGUGUGUGUCCUUUCUGUGGCUAUGGUCAUAUGUACCUUAGUUUGAGAUGUCGGUGUAGCCGCAUAAUUCACUGUAGGCUGUUUUAACACAAUUGCCAAAUUAUGGCUACCGUCAAACAGGAUAACUUGGAGAUGGAGGAGCUGUUGAAGCGAUUCAAGAAAAGAGACUUGGCUCAGACGUACUUUUUUAAAAUGUCAUGUCGUGUAUUCGGAACACCAACAUCUCGGGAUCGGGUUAUAAUCGCACCCCGGAUGCAUGUCGUCAGUAAUGCGCAAAGGUGCCCGGUAGUGGACCUACCUACACCAAAUAUCCGGAAAGCCAGCCACACCGUGACGAUGUCAGUGAACUCGGUCCCACCGGUGCAGCGGUUUACAAAUUUUCCAGCUGAGAAAACGAUACCGGACCAGGAUUGGGUCAGAGAACGAAAAGCAUUUCGUCACAUGUUGAACGGAAUCGGAAAUCUGAGCCAGUGGACGAAUAAUAAGCCCAUAGUCACAGAGUUGGAGCUUAAGCUGGCAGAGAGGGAGAGGAGACCCAAUCGAGGAUACCCUCCAGUCGGGUCCAAUCUACCCCUGUCGUCCGCCCCAAAGCAUUUGGCACCCAUCUCCUGUGAAACUCCGGUGCUUCACAUGCGCGCACUACGAGCUCCAGAGAAGGUGGAAGAGGUGAUGAGGUCCCGGCGCAGGCACGAGAUGUGCAACCAACUGGAUAUUACAGGCACUGGAAAAAAAAGCCGGCGUGCUAUGCGUACUGCCUUUGAGAAAGCAGGUAUUAGGGUGUCAGAGGAGAGGCUGGAUGACCUGGUGGCGUCUCUGAGUGGCGAGGGGGAGUUUGUGACCGUGGCGGCCCUGGCCGCGGCCAUCAGGGACUGCACUGAGGAGUGCAGCGGGGUGGAGGAAGGCAGCGAUGCACAAGAUCCUCUGCACUCUGCACGCAUUUUACUACAGGAGAGAGUGGAGCGGGACAGGCUUCAGCUGUACCAGCAGCAACGCAGGAAGGGCCGUGUGCAAGAUGAGGAGGUUCUAGUGCUCCUGCAGACUCUGCCUACAGGGAACCUGAGUCAGGAUGCCCACUCUUACCCCUCCUCCCUGGCCGGGGAUGCGGGGGUCACCAUCGACCGCUACAGGCGGCAGGGGGUGGGAGAGUACCUGGACUCCCUGGACCAGUGUCAGCGGCAAGGGAUCAACAUCAGCCACACCAGCAUGCGGAAGGUUCUUCUCCACCCAGGAGACCUGCACCUGCAGGGGCCUGGUAGGGGGAAGGGCAUCAGGCAGGCCGGCGCCAGUCCCCUCCCAGGCUGCGGGGGGCGUCUUCGGGGGGGAGUCACUAAGGCCAGCACCUCCCCCUCCAGGGAGGAGGAGAAGGAGGAAGAAGACGAGGAGGGGGUGGAGGAAGAGGAGCCCCCGAAAAAAGUCCAAAGAGAAAGGCGAAAAGCCUGCACUCGCCGUGCUGACCCAAAUGCUUUCUGGCCGGGCCAUGAGAACCAUGUCCGUCUCUACCUGCCCCAGGUGGGCAUCCCUCCCGAAAGGGCCCUCUUCCAGCCCGUGGCCCACAAGCCCGAGCCCAGUCCAGGGGCGUGGCCAGUGAACGAGAGAGGAUAUUCCACAUCAGGGGACAUUGAUGGUCAGAAAGCGUAUACUUUAUAGACAAGUUUGGAAAAACAUGUCUUUGAUUCAAAGCCUGACUUUGCUUAAGGACUGGCGAUUAUGGAGGAAAAAUGUUAGUUGUGUAUUAAUGUUCUUCCUGAGAUUCUCUGAUGACUGCAAAUUAAAAUGUUUAAAUGAUGCAAAGCCACAACACAGACAACUGCUUGAGACAACGUACGUGGAUUUUAACCAAAAACAGUGAAGAUAAUAAGGAGGAUAAUACUCAGAAGUAUGUUUUAAGAGUACUCAUAGUAUAAAGUACUAAUUUACUCAAUAAUCAUCAAAAAAUAAGCACACAAUAAAAAUCAUAUACCUCCCCUUCAACACAAAAUAUUACUAGGUGACUUCACCUUUAAGUCAAGUCAAGUCAAAUGCAUCAAGAGCAUCAGCAACUUCAAUGAAUGUAAUCACGUCACCCAAAACACGAAAUAAAAUGAAACAACCCAAAAGAAAGAGUCUGUAGGCUUUGUGUGAGCCUGUGAUGGUGUGUGUGUGUGUGUGUGUAUGUUGAUGUGGUGUAAGUGUGUAUGUCAGGACGGGUUAGCGUAGCGUGAGCAGCUUGAGAGUCUGGAAGUAUGAGCAAGGUGCGUUUUGUUUGCACUCACGGUGACGUUGUUGGCCACCAAGGAUCUGUCCAGGUCCGUAUGAAAUAGAACGACAGUUCAGGUUGGCGUCUACCUCCAGCGUCAGCGUGAUGAUUGAAGAACAAUUUCAGUCAGUAUGAUCGAUCGGCCAGUGUGGUGAUCAACUUUAUUAAUCCCGAGGGAAAUUUAGGUAACAACGGAGCUACUUGGAAAGGCUGCCACUCGAAGCUGGGGCACACUCGCACACCAUGAGGGGGGAAGAAAGGAAGAAGGGGGGAAGAAGAAAAGAGAGAAAAAA
Molecule: messenger RNA, 2798 nt
Organism: Clupea harengus (Atlantic herring)
Lineage: Eukaryota; Metazoa; Chordata; Actinopteri; Clupeiformes; Clupeidae
Gene: efcab12
Product: EF-hand calcium binding domain 12
Source: RefSeq, a predicted model, not a curated record